GAAGAUAUUUACGCCACCCCAAGCACUUUUUUAGGAAUAUCAAUAGUGCUCUAAGAAGCUUAUCUCCCGUUGACAAUUCGGGUAAACAAAACUGUAUUGCAGAGAACUCCACGACAAACUUCCUAGAGCAAGAACGUCUGAUGAUGAACAAGAAAAAGUAGAUGGAAAUUCGAGAACAUGUCAUCACAAAUUCAAGUACCAGAAAGAACCUUGGAAACAAGCGCUCCAGAUGUAGUAAUCCAGUAAAUGUGGAUCGCUUGACAAGAAAGCGUGCACGAGUGGAGAAACAUGUAUCCACUCAGUCUACUUCGGGGGAAGUUGUUUCAUAUUGGGAUAUCGGAGAUCCAACUUACAAGUGUGGGAAUUGUGGAGCAACAUUUUGGUAUGACGAAAGAUUGAGAGCUGACUACAAAUCCAAAAGUCCAAAGUAUUCUCUCUGUUGUGUGAAUGGUACAAUAAAGCUCUCGCCGAUGAAGACUCCUCCUCAAGUACUACUUGAUCUUCUAUAUGGUGAUAGUGAAAAGAGUAAACACUUUUUACAAAACAUACGAUCAUAUAAUAGUAUGUUUUCUUUCACUUCGAUGGGAGGCAAGAUUGAUGUUGAGCACAACAAAGGUAAAUCACCACCGGUUUUCAAAUUGCAUGGACAGAACUACCAUUUGAUUGGAAGUCUUAUGCCUGAGGAGAAUGAAGUACCUAAAUUUGCACAAUUGUACAUCUACGAUACUGCAAAUGAGGUGGUGAAUCGAAUAAGAUCUGUGAGGUUUUGUAUUUGGCAUGUUUUAAGUAAAGUAUCUGAAAAAGCAGGUCUGCUUAUAAGCUCUCUACCAACCUUUGACAACAUUUAUCAUGUUAUCAAACACUCCGAGACACCUGCAGAAUUUGAAUUACAAUGGGAUGAUGCUAUCAAGGAAAAUGGUUUGCAAGAUAAUGGUUGGAUGUCAUACAUGUUUCAGAUUCGGGAACAAUGGGUUCCAGCCUAUUUCAAGAAAGUUUUUUCAGCUGGCAUGUCCUCAACUCAACGAAGUGAGACUACACAUUCUUUUUUAAAGAAAUUUGUGUACAAAGGGUGUGGUUUUAAUGAGUUUGUCACCCGAUUUGAUAGAGCACUUUCAAGGCAACGAGAACGUGAGAAUCAAUGUGAUCAUGAUGAUAGGAAUGGGCGGCCUAAGUUGCAAUAUGGGACACAACAGGAGGUACAACUUGCCAAUAUAUAUACACGUCAAAUGUUUCGUGAGUUUCAAGCAGAACUUCAUAAUUGUUUCACUUACUCCUUGGAAUUGAUAAGGGAAGACACAGACCAUAUGGUUUUCAUUUUAGAAUUUAAAGGGACGUCAAACGAAACACGUGUAAAGAUGACUAGACAAGUCCAUUUCGCUCGAGACACACAAAUUGCUUGUUGUUCAUGUAAAAAAAUGGAGUUCUUUGGAAUACUUUGUGCACACAUCUUGAGGGUAUUAGAUUCCCUUAAGAUAUAUGAACUCCCUGAGUAUUAUAUACUUGACAGAUGGAAGAAGGGAGCGAGAAGGGGAAUUGUGAAAGAUUCAUUUGGUGUUACAAUAAUAGAGGAUCAUAGACGCGCCUUGUGUGGGGGAAGCGGUAAAGCGUUAGAGGCGUUUCUUGGAGGUUAUUAUGAGCUACUAGACGAGUCACCUGAAGAUCAAGAAAUUGGUCUAAAGCUACUAGAAGAGUGGCGCACAAAGUUCAAAGAACAUUUGGCAAAUAACCAAAGUGAUCAAAGGAAAAAAAAGAAAGUUGUUGAAUCCUCAUGUUCGAUAGAUCUACUGGAGCCCGACCAUGCAAGACACAAGGGGUGUGGUAAACGUUUAAAGUCAAGUUUAGAAAAAUCUUCAGCUCUUAACCGUGUUUGCAGUGUUUGUAAGGGGUCUGGUCACGACAAACGCAAUUGUCCAAAACAGG
Cuscuta epithymum is the source of this 1920-nucleotide messenger RNA. The record is from the annotation of a GenBank genome assembly. Lineage: Eukaryota; Viridiplantae; Streptophyta; Magnoliopsida; Solanales; Convolvulaceae.